Caenorhabditis remanei is the source of this 249-nucleotide messenger RNA. RefSeq lists its product as uncharacterized. Bases 1 to 249 code for a protein of 82 amino acids. The record is from RefSeq and is a predicted model, not a curated record. Lineage: Eukaryota; Metazoa; Nematoda; Chromadorea; Rhabditida; Rhabditidae. Gene Ontology annotation, cellular component: membrane. The transcript is spliced from 2 exons.
AUGGCACUGCUGCUUGUUGUAUUCCCGCCUCUUGGCGUACUGCUCAAAUCAAAUGGAUUCCGACCGCCCGUAUUCGCUUCCUUCUUCCUCUACUUCCUUUUCAUUAUUCCGUCGUACAUCUUCUCGGUUUGGUACUGUUUUGUGGAGGAACGAAAGGAUAGUAUACUACCACUGAGCUCUGGGGAGUAUAAUAAUAAUAUUAAUAGUAUUUCUGCAAUUGUUACACAUAAGGAUAUUCAGGUUUAUUGA